Triplophysa rosa is the source of this 6601-nucleotide messenger RNA. Its product is annotated as NACHT, LRR and PYD domains-containing protein 3-like. Bases 2440 to 6207 code for a protein of 1255 amino acids. The record is from RefSeq and is a predicted model, not a curated record. NCBI's taxonomy places the organism in Eukaryota, Metazoa, Chordata, Actinopteri, Cypriniformes, Nemacheilidae. Gene Ontology annotation, molecular function: protein binding. The transcript is spliced from 15 exons.
UGUUGAGGGCCUAAUCUGGACACCUUCGAUAUCUAUGAAGAAGUCAUGCUGGGAGGAGCUCUGUGAUUUAGGGCCAACCAGCAGGAUUUCGGUUUUGUCUGCAUUUAGUUGUAGAAAGUUAUCUGACAUCCAGGUUUUAAGUUCUUGAAGACAGAAAACAAUAGAAGGGGGUGGGCAAACUGAGCUUGGUUGAACUGUAAAAUAGAUUUGAAUAUCAUCAGCGUAACUAUGAAAAUUGAGACCAUGACGUCUGAUGAUCUGACCCAAUGGCAACACAUAAAUGAGAAAUAAAAGAGGACCAAGUACGGAACCUUGGGGUACACCACGGGAAAUAGUGACAGUGCAAGAUCGAUUCUUAUCUAUCCUAACAAAUUGCUGUCUAUCCGAUAGAUAAGAUGUUAGCCACUGAAGAACAACACCAUUGAUACCUAUAGCAGAUAGUCGAGAAAGAAGUACAGAGUGGCAAACAGUAUCAAAAGCUGCACUCAGAUCAAGGAGAACCAGGAUACUGCGGGCACCUGAAUCAGAAACCUUAAGGAGAUCAUUAACCACUUUUAAAAGUGCUGUUUCUGUACUGUGAGAGGGACGGAAACCAGAUUGAAACUGCUCAUAAAGAUUGUGUUUCUCUAAAUGAGACUGCAGUUGUGCUGCAACUACCUUCUCAAGUAUUUUAGCAACAAAAGGGAGGUUUGAAAUUGGUCUAUAAUUGUUCAGAUCUGUAUUGUCAAGUCCAGGUUUCUUAAGGAUUGGGGUAAUGGCAGCUACUUUUAGGUCUUGUGGAACAUAACCAGUGGCAAGGGAUAUAUUUAUUAUAUGAGAAAUAGGCUGGAUGAGUGAAGGCAAAACGGUUUUGAGUAAGUAUGUUGGAAUAGGAUCAAGUGUGCAGGAGGCAGAGUUCGAUUUGAUAACCAGCUGUUCAACCGCAGAUAUAUUUGUGGGUAAGAAAGUGUUAAGUGGGUGACCUAUCAGACAUGGAGAAAGCUGGGGAGAGACAGAUGGGGAAAAAUCUUGGUAAAUGUUAUCAAUUUUACGUAAGAAAAAAGACUGAAAGCUUUCACAGAGAUCUACAGAGCCAUUAAUAGCUGCAGAUGAUGGUUUAAUGAUCUGCUUGGAUGCUUCAGAGAUCAACACCAUGUCUGGCCUCGGCGAUUUCAUGACAACAGUUUUUGGGAACUUCAUUUGCCUCUCCAGGAUGAUUUUAAGAUCCCAAUCCUGUGCAGAUGUUAGCAAGCCAGAGGAGGAGGUCCUGGCAGCUGUUGUUACCUUGUCACCGGCCUUAACAAAAGUGAUGGUGAACUUGGCUGGGAUAUUAUACUGUGCCAGUGCCAUUUCUACCAGCUUGUGUAGUAUGGAUCCAUGAGCAUUUGCAAGAUUGAGCCACAGUACCACCAAACCCCCCUUGCCUUCCUGGGCCUUCUAAUCAGCUGGGUGACCAUGCUGUGUGAUCUAUACACCCUGGCACCUUCGGGAUUUCUCCUUUCCGGACAGAAGUGUGAUGUAUGAAUUCAUCAGGAGAUAGUCUGUUAAGCGCCUGGCAACAAUGCUGAAGACUAUCUUUCCUUUAACACUGAGCAGUGAGAUUGUUCUAAAUUGAUCAAUGUUCUUUGAUUCUUCGUCCUUCGGAAUCCAUACCCCCUCUGCAUACAGUGCCUCCACUGGUGGGCUACCUUACCCCUCCUCCAGAUCACUUUCAGGAUCCUCAUCCAUAGCCUGUGGAGUAACUCUGGGCAGUUCUUAUAGAACCUGUAAGGAACCGCGCUCGGUCCGGGGCUGAGGUUGUUCUUGCUUUCUUUAUCACCUCCUCAACCUUCUCCCAGCUGGGCUCCCUGCUAUCAAAUUCCAUAGUUGGCUCUGGUGGAUUGACCAAGUUCCAUAUCCCUGUCUUCAUACCUUAGGGUAUCUCUAAGGUGGUGAUCGAUCUCAGUUUUGGGGCAGGUAAGCUGGCCACACCGCUUCUGCCCAAGUAGCUGUUUAGUAAAUCCAAAUCCAAACCAGCUCUGUAAGGGGACCCUUCUCUUCCUCUGUUGCUACCUUGAACCUCUGCCUCAGGCUCUUUAGCUCCUCCUUUUGGUGCUGGUGGAUCUUAUUUGCUCUGUUGUUCCUGGUGUAAGGGCGUUUUACUGCUCACUUCUCCUCCAGCCCAAAUCUCUCAGCCCCUAAGCUGAUGAUGAUAGUGGUCAUUGUCUGGAGGUAUUGUUCAGCUUCACCCUAGGCAGUUGCUUCGAAGAUGGCAUCAACAUCUUCAUCAAACUGGAGCCACUCCUUCUCCUUAUACUGUAUGUCUGGGAUCACUUAACCCGUUGAUUUUCUGAUGCUCUGCAUGGGUCUGGGGCCUGAGUCACCUGAAGUUUCUGAGUACUGAGGGGUGACUCUGGGCUUUGCUCCUCCUGGAUCUCACCAAGAGUAGUUCCUGAGCAGUUCAACUCUUGCACCAUCUGCAUGCAUUUCAUCUUGGCCCGGUGGAUCUUCAGGCCACGCAGGAUGCAUAAACAGAAAUCAGAGUCAUCUAGAUCCAGUUGGAUUCGCAGAAAAUCUGCGGAACCCAGUUGUGUGUCUAUGAAGAGUGUAGAAUCAAUGGAUCAUCCAGUUAAAUUCAGUUUAGGAGAUUUUCCUGCUGAACUGAGAGAGUCUUCUGAAACCAUCAAUGCGUCUAAUAUGGCUGAAGAAUCAAUGAAUCAACCAGAGAUAAUCAGCUCAAGAGAUUCUCCUGCUAAACUGAGUACAAAAGUGGAAGAAGCAAAGUCAUCUGUUGAGAUGAAGCAGCUGAAUUCUAUUUUUAAGGACCUUGAGAACAAAAUGAUCUCAUUGAUUAAAAAUGAACUGAAGAAGUUCAAAAUGCUCUUGAGCUCCAGUUACCCACAAUGCUCCAAGAGAGAGGAGGAUGAUGAGGGUCAAAGCAAAGUAAAGGAGGGUGUUCUGAAGAUCACGCUGCACAUCCUGAGAGAGACGAACCAGAUGAACCUCGCCAACACACUGCUGACCAAACUGAUUUCUGUGCACCAGCAAAAACUAAAAUCCAGACUAAAGGAGAAAUUUAAGAGUGUUUCAGAAGGUAUAUCAACUCAAGGAAGCUCAGCACUUGUAAAUGAGAUCUACACAGAGCUUUACAUCACAGAGGGAGGGAGUGAAGACAUCAAUAAUGAACAUGAGGUGAGACAGAUUGAAAUGACAUCCUGGAGACCAGAGGCACAGGACUCACCAAUCAAAUGCAAUGACAUCUUUACAGCUGGACAAAACAAACGCAUCAGAAGUGUGCUGACUAAAGGAGUCGCUGGAAUUGGAAAAACAGUCUCAGUGCAGAAGUUCAUUCUGGACUGGGCUGAAGGAAAAGCAAAUCAGGAUCUUAACUUUAUAUUUCCACUUCCUUUCAGAGAGCUGAACUUAAUAAAGGAGACAAAUCUCAGGUUAAAUGAGCUUCUUGGUUAUUUUUUUACAGAAAUGAAAGAGAUAAACCUAGGAGAUUUUACAGACUACAAAGUCAUGUUUAUAUUUGAUGGUCUGGAUGAGUGUCAACUACAUCUAGAUUUUCAAAACCAUCAAAACUUUUCUGAUGUAAGUGAAUCAGCCUCAGUGGAUGUGCUGCUGACCAACCUCAUCAAGGGGAAUCUGCUUCCAUCCGCUCUCAUCUGGAUCACCUCCAGACCAGCAGCAGCCAAUCAGAUUCCUCCUGAGUGUGUUGAUCUGAUCACAGAUGUACGAGGAUUCAAUGACCCUCAGAAGGACGAGUAUUUCAGGAAGAGAAUAAAUGAUCAGACUCUGGCCAACAGAAUCAUCAGACACAUCAAAUUAUCAAGAAGUCUGUACAUCAUGUGUCACAUCCCAGUCUUCUGCUGGAUAUCAGCCACUGUUCUCCAGAGAAUGUUGAGUGAAGAACAGAGUGAAGCUAAGAUUCCCAAGACUCUUACUCAAAUGUUCACACACUUCCUGAUAUUUCAGAUCAAACUGAAGAGACAGAAAUAUGAUGGGGAAAAUGAAGAUGAUCUUUAUCAGGCUAGAAAGAGUAUUCUGUCACUGGGAAAACUGGCUUUUCAACAGUUGGAGAAAGGAAACUUGAUCUUCUAUGAGGGGGACCUCAGAGAGUCUGGCAUUGAUGUAAAAGAGGCAUCACUGCACUCUGGAGUUUGUACCCAGAUCUUCAGAGAGGAGUUUGGAUUUUACCUGGGGAAGGUGUUCAGCUUUGUUCAUCUGAGUGUCCAGGAGUUUUUUGCAGCUUUAUACAAAUUCUUUUGCAUUUUUGAGGAUGAAGGACAACAAUCUGAUGAUUCUUUUACAGAAUCUCUGAAGAUUGAAGUGGACAAGGCCUUGCAGAGUAAGAAUGGACACUGGGACCUUUACCUUCGCUUUCUUCUGGGUCUCUCCCUGGAGUCCAACCAGAUUCACCUGCAAGGUCUCCUGAAAAACACAGGAGGCAGAUCUUACAAAAUAAAGAAGGUAGUCAAGUACAUUAAAGACAAGAUCAAGAAGAAUCUGUCUACAGAGAAAUCUAUCAAUCUAUUCUACUGUCUGAAUGAACUGAAUGAUAAUUCUCUAGUGAAGGACAUCCAGUCAUUACUGAGCAGCACAGCAGAUUUCAGUGGGCUCUCUGGAAUCAAACUCUCUUCCUCUCAGUGGUCGGCUCUGGUGUUUGUGUUGCUGAGCUCAGAACAGGAGCUAGAUGAAUUUCAACUGAGUAAAUAUGAGCCAUCAGAAGAGUGUCUUUUGAGACUGAUGCCAGUCGUCAAAGCAUCUAGAAAAGCAGACCUCAGUGGCUGUAAUCUCACAGAGAAAAGCUGUUCAGCGCUGGUCUCAGUUCUCAGCUCAAACUUCUCAUUUCUGAGAGAACUGAACCUGAGUAACAAUAAGCUGCAGGAUUCAGCAGUGAAGCUGCUCUCUGCUGGACUGAAGAAUCCACACUGUACAUUGGAGACUUUACAGCUGGAAAUGUGCAGUAUUUUUGAUGAAGGUUGUGCUGCUCUAGCUUCAUCUUUGAGAUCAAACCCCACACACCUGAGAGAACUCAAUCUGAACUAUAAUUAUCCAGGAGAUUUGGGUGUAGAGAUGCUCUCAGAACUACUGAAGGAUCCACACUGUCACCUGAGGAAACUAGAGCUGAAUCAGUGCAUUGUUGGAGAGAAUGGUUGUGCUCUUUUGGCUUUAGCUUUGAAGUCAAACCUAUCACACCUGAGAGAACUCAAUUUGAGUCGUAAUGAACCAGGGGAAUCAGGAGUCAAACAGCUCUCUGAUCUACUGAAGGAUCCACACUGCAGACUACAGAAACUACAGUUGGCGCACUGCAGUAUUUCAGAUAAAGGUUUUGCUGAUCUGACUUCAGCUCUAAGAUCAAACCCUUCACACAUGAGAGAACUGAAUCUCAGUGAUAAUGAAUCAGGAGAUUUAGGACUGAAGUCGCUCUGUGAUCUUCUGCAGGAUCCAAACAGUAAACUGGAAAAACUACAGUUGGAAAACAGUGGUUUGAGUGAAGACAUUUCUACUGUUUUGGCUUUAGCUUUGACAUCAAACCUCACAAACCUAAGGGAAUUGAAUCUGAGAAGAAAUAAACCAGGAGAAAAAGGAAUGAAGCAGCUCUCAAAUCUACUGAAGGACCCACAAUGUAAACUGGAAAAACUGCAACUAGCAAAGUGCAAUAUUACAUUUAAACAAUUUGCUGUACUGGCCACAGCACUGAUAUCAAACCCCUCACACCUGAGAGAACUCAAUCUGAACUAUAAUCAACUAGAAGAUUCAGGAGUGAAGCUGCUCUCUGAUCUACUGAAGGAUCCACUCUGUAAACUGAGGAAACUAGAGCUGGAAAACUGCACUAUUUCAGAUAAAGGUUGUACUGCUCUGGCUUCAGCUCUACAAUUAAAUCCCUCACACCUGAGAGAACUCAAUCUAAACUUUAAUGCACUAGGUCCAAGAGCUUCAGGAUUGAAGUUGCUUUCUGGGCUACUAAAGGAUUCACACUGUAAAUUAGAAAAACUACAACUGUCUGACUGCGGUAUUUCAGAUAAAGGUUGUGCUGCUCUGGCUUCAGCUCUGAAGUCAAACCCCUCACACCUGAGAGAACUCAAUCUGAAAUAUAAUAAUUCAGGAGAUUCAGGAGUGAAGCUGCUCUCUGAUCUACUGAAGGAUCCACACUGUAGACUAGAGAAAGUAUAUAUUGGAGCGGACCUGCUACAGUCACCUACAGAUUUAACUGGAAAGUCAAAGAAGUGUCUUCAGUCAUGAGCAGCAAAAGCUUUUUACUGCCUCUUACUGGACAAACAGAAGCCCUGAACCAGCAGAGCUUAACAUGAGUUGCACUAUACAGUUUAAUGUUUUUGUAUUUUUCAGUUAAUACAUGAAUAAUAAAAUGUUUCAUAGUCUGUAAAUUAUAUACAAUUUUAAUAUUUUCUUUACAUUAGUCUAUAAAGUACUAAUGUAAAUACAAGCCUUUGAAUGAAAUGUAUAUCCGAUUCCCGUAUAUUUCAUUUCAGGGGAGUAUUUGAUGUAUUCAAUGUAUUUAUCAUAAACCCAGUCAUCUUUCUACAUAGAAACUGGUUACAAUCUUUAGACAAUUAUUUGUAAUGUCAAAACUACUAAUAUACAGUACAUCCCAUGAAAUAAAAUGAUCUGCAAAACG